UCUCUCGAAAUUGCGUGUGGAGGAGGGGAGGGGUGACUCGUACCUUAAAUCCCUACAAAUUAUCAAAACCCUCGCCAGUCCUCUCCACCACCGCCAGCUUCUCUCUUUCGCUCUAUGCUAUGAUUUCGUAUCUUCUCUCAGCGGGAGGAAUUUGGGCCGUUUAAUUUCAGUCUGGGAAAGGGUAUUUAAUAUUGCUGGAUAUGGAGAUAAUCUCGAAUUCUUGCCCAUCGACUCACUUUCCUGUUGCCCACAAGGCAAUAUCCUUAGAUAUCAAGGGAAAUAAGACGGACAUUGUAAUCUGCAAGUAUGAUGAUAAUUUUCUGGUCAUGGUGACUCAGAUAGGAUGUAUGGGAUCCAUAUUGCGUGCUAGGAAGGAGGAAAGUGUAUCUGUUGACCCAACUUUUAAUGUUUCUGUAGUAUUUGGUAAAAGAGAUGAGCCAUAUCUACUUGCAUGUGCACGCCAGCUGAUUGAAAAUAUAAGUAGCUGCGGUUCAUCCCGGCCAUUGGUGCUGUCGCUUGGUCUCAAGGACCACUCUCCGGGAACUUUGAAAGAUGUCAUUUCUGCUGUCAUUGAUAAUCGCCUAUGGUAAAUGCGCUUCAUCAACGGACUCAUUUGUCUGCAGCAAGAGUGGGGAGUGGUGCUUCAAACUUUCUAUAUUUUUUCCCCCUAGCUUGUGGAGUUCAGCUCGCUCGUUUUCCAACGGACGUGGCUUUAGCCUGUUUGUACUAUUGAUGCUUGUGUUCACCUUUGCGGUAGCCAUCUGCAAUUUCCUAGGACAGCAACCAAGCAGAGCUGGUGAAUUCAGUGUAACAGGUCAAGAUAUUAUUAGAGUGAAACUGAUUUAUUUGGAAGCAAAUUCGUGAUAGGUCCUAUGCAUUUUCAUUCUCAUAUA
Molecule: messenger RNA, 893 nt
Organism: Phoenix dactylifera (date palm)
Lineage: Eukaryota; Viridiplantae; Streptophyta; Magnoliopsida; Arecales; Arecaceae
Product: proteasome assembly chaperone-like protein
Biological process (GO): proteasome assembly
Source: RefSeq, a predicted model, not a curated record